AUCAGUUUGAAAGUUGUGUUUUCCUUUAAGGUCAGUUUGUUUAUUCAGUUUGUUUAGGAUUAUACAAAACAAAAUGCCUUCCCAAAUUCUACGGACUGCGCCUUUAAGUGCUCACCUCCCAGCUCCCCUGUAAAUACCUGUACAUUGGGGCCAGGUUUGGACCUGCACUCUCAGGUAAGGAGGGACUUCAAUGAAACGCCAUUCAGCUAAAAUCAGAGCUUGGUAUCGUGCACAGCACAAUCCAGUCCGACCAAUCAGAGCUCUGACAGUCGGCUGCAGGCUCCGCCCCCCCUCGCUGCCUCUAAUAUCUCAUCCCAGUGUGUUUUGGUCAUGAUUCGGUGUUCGGGCGCAGGAGCUGACUGUCGAGCUGCCGCCGCGCGUAAAGACAGAUUCGCAUGCGUAAUAGUCACCCGGGGCUCGUCCUGCUUUACACCGAAGCUCUAAUCAAAGAUGUUUUCUUAGCUCCGGAGUCCUUCCCCGUCAUGACCUCACCGGGCCGCCCCUCCAGCUGAAUGGGAUCUCUCACCGCCUGUCUGUCGCUCGUUUUGGCACCGACCGUCUCUGCUGCUGCUGCUGCUGCUGCUGCUGCUCAUCCAAAGCCCCGAUUUUAGGAUCUGCGAGCAUUUGGUUUCCUCUAAUCAGUUCAUUAAUGGUUUGAUGCGAAAUCCGCCUGUCUGAUCGGCAGAAGAGCGACGACGCCAAAAUCUCCAGAAGCCUGCGCGUCCGAGGAGGGGGGCCUUGGCCAUGGGGGGAUCCAAGAGUAAGCCCAAGGAUGUAGGCCAGCGAACCCGCAGCCUCGAUGGCAACCUCAGCUCUGGGGGAGGGGCUGGAGGCCACCACCUCAACUCCAAUCAACAGUCCAUGACGCCCAAUCGCAGCCCAACUGUGGAUGGAGGUCUCAGUGGCAACCCGUCUCUGGCCAACAACGCAGAGCUGGCCCUGUUUGGAGGAGUGGACAAUAACAGUGUCACCUCUCCCAACAGAAUCACACUAGCAGGAGGCGUAACGACCUUCGUGGCGCUGUACGACUACGAGUCUAGAACGGCCUCAGAUCUGUCUUUCAGGAAGGGCGAACGCCUCCAAAUAGUCAACAACACGAGGAAGGUGAACUGCAGAGAAGGGGACUGGUGGCUUGCGCGCUCCCUGACCACUGGAGAGAGCGGUUACAUCCCCAGCAAUUAUGUGGCUCCAUCCGACUCCAUCCAGGCAGAAGAUCAUCUCAGACUGACUAUAGAGUCCAGGUGGUACUUUGGCAAAAUCACUCGCCGCGACUCUGAGAGGCUGCUGCUAAGUUUAGAGAACAGGAGAGGGACUUUCUUGGUGCGAGAGAGUGAGACAACCAAAGGUGCCUACUGUCUGUCUGUUCUGGACUAUGACAACACCAAAGGGCUGAACGUGAAGCACUACAAGAUCAGGAAGCUGGACAGCGGAGGCUUCUACAUCACAUCGCGCACGCAGUUCAGCAACCUGCAGCAGCUUGUCAACCACUAUCGCAAGCAUGCUGACGGGCUGUGUCACAGUCUAUCAGACAUUUGUCCUGUGCUGAAGCCUCAGACUCAGGGCUUAGCAAAGGAUGCCUGGGAGAUCCCGAGAGAGUCUCUCCGUCUCGACCUCAAGCUCGGACAGGGCUGCUUCGGAGAGGUCUGGAUGGGAACAUGGAACGGUACGACACGUGUGGCGAUAAAGACUCUGAAGCCCGGCACGAUGUCGCCCGAGGCCUUCCUCCAGGAGGCUCAGGUCAUGAAGAAACUGAGACACGAAAAGCUGGUUCAGCUCUACGCCGUGGUGUCGGAGGAACCGAUCUACAUCGUCACGGAGUACAUGGGACAAGGUAGCUUACUGGAUUUCCUGAAAGGUGACAUGGGUAAGAUGCUCCGCCUCCCCCAGCUGGUGGACAUGGCAUCACAGAUUGCUUCGGGGAUGGCUUAUGUGGAGAGGAUGAACUAUGUGCACAGAGACCUCAGAGCUGCUAACAUCCUGGUGGGAGAUAACCUGGUUUGCAAAGUGGCUGAUUUCGGUCUGGCUCGCCUCAUUGAGGAUAAUGAAUAUACUGCCCGGCAAGGAGCCAAAUUUCCCAUUAAGUGGACGGCACCUGAGGCCGCUCUGUACGGCCGCUUCACCAUUAAAUCUGACGUCUGGUCAUUCGGAGUGCUGCUGACUGAACUGGCUACCAAAGGCCGAGUACCCUAUCCAGGUAUGGUGAACCGGGAGGUGUUAGACCAGGUGGAGCGUGGCUACAGGAUGCCGUGCCCGGCAGAGUGCCCCGAAUCGCUGCAUGACCUCAUGCUGACCUGCUGGAGGAAAGAGCCCGAGGAGAGGCCCACCUUCGAGUACCUGCAGGGCUUCCUGGAGGAUUACUUCACCUCCACGGAGCCUCAGUACCAGCCGGGAGAGAACCUGUAACUGGGCUGAACGUGGAAAUGUGCAUGCGUCAUGCAUGUGCAAAACUGAGCAUGUGCAUCUACUUCCGAGUGCAUCGACGAAUGAAUGAGUGUGUGUGUGUGUUUGUGUGUGUGAGAGUGUGAGAGUGUGUAUGUACAAUUUGACGGGGCAGGAAGCCGACGGCAUUCUGGGUACAAUCAAUAGCUCUCUGACAUCGAGGAGUGUCGGUGGGACAUCAGACCAAUCAGCGACGUUCAGUUUCUUCUUCUGUCCAAAGUCAUGCUCUGAGGAAAAAGACUUAACUGUGGUAUGAUCUUGAGUUAACAUGUUGUUUGUCAGUCAAAUCAACACCUGUUACAGCCGAGCAGGUUUUUCUACCUUCCUUGUGUUGCUCAGCUGCCCUGCUUAUAUACAUUCCUCUGUGCAUUCUUCCCGUGUUAAUUAGCCAGACUCGUCGCGUAGCGCAUACAAAACUAGAUUUUGACAUUUAAUGACUGCACGUAGGGGUCGGACAACUCCCCAGAAUGAAUGUUGUAUGCAAUUAUUGUCCUGCUGAAAGCACCAUGUCUAUUUUUACAACAUUUUCCUGAGAUGUGCUUAGAGUCCGUCUUCCAUUUUGCCACCUGAGAAGCAUUUAUUCGGGACAUUCAAUAAUUUUCCAGGAUGUUUUUUGGUCUCGAAAGAGUUGUCAUUAGACCUGGAUCAACUGGAAUGUAUUCAGGUGAACCAUUAUAUGUUAUGCUUUCCCCUGUGCAACAUCAAGGCUCGUUUUUUUUCAGCUGCUGUGACGUUUUGUAGGAGACUUGCACCCCCUUGAUCCCCACCAGAGCGGUGUAGUCUCGCUCGCCAGUCGGACGAAUCGGUUUAUCGCUGUGAUCAACAAAACAGCUCGACACAAAGAAGAGAAGAGGCAGAGUCCGUCUCUCUAUUUUCUAAUCGUGACUUUUCACAAAAAAGCAAAAUGGCUACUGAUCACCAACGGUCGUCUCAGGAUGGAGAGGACUGAAAAUUCUGCUGCGAGGAUUUUUGUGCCAAUGAAAAUCUCUUUUGUACUCUCUUCUACUGUGUAAAAGUGUAUUUUACUACUCUGAACUUUUUCUUACAAUGAAGUCUGAGUUGUGUAAACAGAGAUUCUGCCGUUCUUCUUCCGAACGGAUUAUCCACUGUUUUUGAAAUCCCGCACCUGUGUACAGUACCGACCGGCUCACCAGCGUGAUGUCAAAUUAAAAAAAAAAAGAAAGUAAAUCAGGUGAAUCUUCUUUCAUGUGUCCCUUUUCAGUUCUGACCUUCAUUUAAUAUGUGAAGAUUUUCCGCUUUUAAUUAGCUUCAGCAUUUCCCCUAUUAGUGCAUCUUGAAGCACGACCUUUUUACACUGGAGAUGUUUUGCUUGAUGACUGAGCAACAGUGAUACUGUGCCGGUCAUGCCCUCCUCCGGCCUGUAGGGGGCAGACCAGAAAAAAGCCUUCCCACAAAAACAGCAUGUAUAGCAAAUAAAUUGGAGUCUUCAACCUUAAUUGUAAAUAUCCUUAAUGCUAAUAUUUUUUUUGUGUGUGUACAUAUAUAUAUCAUCUUUAUAAUUUAUUCCUUUUAAAAUAACCCAAUUGUUUAUUUUUUGCUUUCAGUAUCACUGUUCAAACGUUAAUGUUUAUGGUACUUUUUAUGGGUUGAAUAACAUCUGACAAUAAUGAUAUAAAUAUAUAUAUUCUAUAAAAACACUUUUACAUUACAAGUAUUUUUUUUUUGUGCAUGUAAUUCUGUGAAAACUUAUCUCGGUUGUACAUUUUCGAUAUGACGGACAGAUCUGGGAAGGAGAACUUCAAAUCCCCUUCUUCCGGUGAGAACCGGUUCUGUCUCUCCAGAUGCUGAUCAUCUACCAGCGUCACUCCUUCCCAUAAUACAAUCAAAACCACAAAUGUUUACAUCGUGAUAAUCUUCAAAUCAUUUUGGUGCUGCUUCAGAGGCUGGUAAAUGAGCAGGAAAUCAUUCUCUUUUUAAUAUUUCUGUUUUGUUUUUUUUUCUCACUACACCUGAUUCCAACAUGGUGUGUGUGGGUGUGUGUGUGUGUGUGUGUGCUGCCAUCACCUGUACUUCCACAGUCGCUCUAUGGUUUUCAUAAAGCAACUCCUGAUUAUGAUUAGAUAACUCCAAACAGAAGACGAUGUCCCAGGAAUGGAAGGACUUUCAUAUCCGUGUAGUGUCUACUGUGUCCCGUGGACAUGGGGUUAUGCCACGCUGAAUGACCUGCAUGGGUGCGUUGUGGUCGUCUGGUGUCACCCACCUCUCUUCCUGACCUGUCUCACUGAACGCUUAUGAGCAAAAAAAAAAAAAAAAAAAGAACGUGCACGAGAAAGGUCGCAUUGUUUGCAGCCUUGCCUACAAGCCAAGGACGUUUCCUGUGGGGUUCUGUGGGUCUUUCCUUCCGGCUAUGCAGAUAUUUUUUUUAAUCUGUGAUAUUCCUACAUAUACUCUUUUCUACUGUAUUCAUUGGGAACUUCCAGAUAAAUCGCUCUUUGUUAAAAUCCUACUGAAUAUUUGUUCAAAUCUGAAAGUAUGUUUGAAUAAAAAUUUGUAUAUUGCCAGCUGUA
Molecule: messenger RNA, 4967 nt
Organism: Acanthopagrus latus (yellowfin seabream)
Lineage: Eukaryota; Metazoa; Chordata; Actinopteri; Spariformes; Sparidae
Gene: src
Product: v-src avian sarcoma (Schmidt-Ruppin A-2) viral oncogene homolog
Exons: 14
Coding region: 745-2403 (552 amino acids)
Biological process (GO): protein phosphorylation; bone resorption; negative regulation of intrinsic apoptotic signaling pathway
Cellular component (GO): extrinsic component of cytoplasmic side of plasma membrane
Molecular function (GO): non-membrane spanning protein tyrosine kinase activity; growth factor receptor binding; ATP binding
Source: RefSeq, a predicted model, not a curated record